AGAAAAUGGCCGCUGGGUGUGGCGAGGGAGCGGAGCAGAGAGCCGCGGCCUCCUGCCCUCGCGUCCUCUGACACCGCCCGCGGCCGAGCCCGUUCCGCGGAGCCGAGGGCCCUGUCCUCCGAGCGCGCCGUGAGACGGUUUUGAAAUAAAGAUAACGGCAGCUUUCUGUGACAAUGUCGGUUCUGAUAUCACAGAGUGUGAUCAGUUAUGUGGAAGAAGAAAACGUCCCUGCUCUGAAAGCUCUUCUUGAGAAGUGCAAGGAUGUGGACGAGAGAAACGAGUGUGGCCAGACCCCGCUGAUGAUAGCCGCCGAGCAGGGCAGCCUGGAGAUAGUGAAGGAGCUGAUUAAGAACGGAGCGAACUGCAACCUGGAAGACUUGGACAACUGGACAGCACUCAUAGCCGCGUCUAAAGAAGGGCACGUGCACAUUGUGGAAGAGCUGCUGAAGUGUGGAGUGAACUUGGAGCACCGCGACAUGGGAGGAUGGACCGCUCUCAUGUGGGCGUGCUAUAAAGGCCGGACUGAAGUUGUAGAACUGCUUCUUUCGUAUGGCGCCAACCCGAGUGUCACUGGUCUGCAGUACAGCGUGUACCCGAUCAUCUGGGCGGCGGGGAGAGGCCACGCAGACAUAGUGCGUCUUCUGCUGCAGAAUGGUGCUAAAGUCAACUGCUCCGAUAAGUAUGGAACCACCCCUUUGGUUUGGGCUGCACGCAAGGGCCAUUUGGAAUGUGUGAAACAUCUGUUGGCCAUGGGAGCUGAUGUUGAUCAAGAAGGAGCUAAUUCAAUGACUGCUCUCAUUGUGGCAGUGAAAGGAGGGUACACACAGUCAGUAAAAGAGAUUUUGAAGAGGAAUCCUAAUGUCAACUUGACGGAUAAGGACGGAAACACAGCUCUGAUGAUCGCCUCCAAGGAGGGGCACACGGAAAUUGUCCAGGAUCUGCUUGAUGCUGGCACAUACGUGAACAUACCUGACCGGAGUGGAGACACCGUGUUGAUCGGUGCUGUCAGAGGGGGGCAUGUGGAGAUCGUCCGUGCACUGCUCCAGAAAUACGCCGACAUUGACAUCAGGGGCCAGGACAACAAGACCGCUUUGUAUUGGGCUGUUGAGAAAGGGAAUGCCACGAUGGUGCGAGACAUCCUGCAGUGCAAUCCUGACACCGAGAUAUGUACCAAGGACGGUGAGACGCCUCUCAUAAAGGCCACCAAGAUGAGGAAUAUUGAGGUCGUGGAGCUGCUGCUGGAUAAAGGGGCCAAGGUGUCCGCUGUGGACAAGAAAGGAGACACUCCCUUGCAUAUUGCCAUUCGUGGAAGGAGUCGGAAACUGGCAGAACUUCUUUUAAGAAAUCCCAAAGAUGGGCGGUUGCUUUAUAGGCCCAACAAAGCAGGCGAGACGCCAUACAACAUUGACUGUAGCCAUCAGAAAAGUAUUUUAACUCAGAUAUUCGGAGCCAGGCACCUCUCUCCCACUGAGACGGACGGCGACAUGCUUGGCUACGACCUGUACAGCAGCGCCCUGGCCGACAUCCUCAGCGAGCCCACCAUGCAGCCGCCCAUUUGCGUGGGCUUGUACGCACAGUGGGGGAGUGGCAAAUCUUUCUUACUCAAGAAACUCGAAGAUGAAAUGAAGACGUUUGCAGGGCAGCAGGUCGAACCCCUGUUUCAGUUUUCAUGGCUCAUCGUGUUUCUUACCCUGCUGUUUUGUGGAGGACUCGGUUUGGUGUUUGCUUUCACAGUUGACCUAAAUCUUGGAAUAGCAGUGUCACUGAGCUUCUUGGCUCUCUUGUAUAUAUUCUUUAUUGUCAUUUACUUUGGUGGACGAAGGGAAGGAGAGAGUUGGAAUUGGGCCUGGGUCCUCAGUACCAGACUGGCAAGACAUAUAGGCUAUUUGGAGCUCCUGUUCAAACUGAUGUUUGUGAAUCCACCAGAACUGCCGGAGCAGACGACCAAAGCUUUACCUGUGCGGUUUCUGUUCACAGAUUACAACAGGCUGUCCAGUGUGGGUGGAGAGACCUCGCUGGCGGAAAUGAUCGCCACCCUCUCGGACGCCUGUGAGAGAGAGUUUGGCUUUUUGGCCACCAGGCUUUUUCGAGUAUUCAAGACUGAAGAGACUCAGGGUAAAAAGAAAUGGAAAAAAACGUGUUGCCUCCCGUCUUUCGUCAUCUUCCUUUUCAUCCUUGGCUGCAUUGUUGCUGGGAUCACUCUCCUGGCUGUGUUCAGGGUUGAUCCGAAACAUCUGACGGUGAAUGCUGUCCUCAUAGCGAUGGCGUCUGUGGUGGGGCUGGCCCUUGUGCUCAACUGUCGGACGUGGUGGCAGGUGCUGGACUCUCUUCUGAACUCUCAACGAAAACGCCUCCAUAAUGCCGCCUCCAAAUUGCAUAAAUUGAAAAGCGAAGGUUUCAUGAAAGUUCUGAAGUGGGAAGUGGAACUGAUGGCCAGGAUGGCAAAAACCAUCGACAGCUUCACUCAGAAUCAGACGCGGCUGGUGGUGAUCAUCGACGGGUUAGAUGCUUGUGAGCAGGACAAGGUGCUGCAGAUGCUGGACACGGUCCGGGUUCUGUUUUCCAAAGGCCCAUUCAUUGCCAUUUUUGCAAGUGACCCACACAUCAUCAUAAAGGCAAUUAACCAGAACCUCAGCAGUGUGCUUCGUGACUCGAAUAUAAACGGGCACGACUACAUGCGCAACAUCGUCCACCUGCCUGUGUUCCUUAACAGUCGUGGGCUGAGCAGCGCCAGACGCUUCCUCGUGAGCUCGACAGCGAACGGGGACAUUCCGUGUCCGGACGCGGCAGGGAUGCAGGAAGACGCUGACAGAAGGGUCUCACAGAACAGCCUCGGGGAGCUGACGAAGCUCGGCAGCAGGACAGCCCUCAAUCGACGGGACACGUACCGGAGGCGGCAGAUGCAGCGCACCGUCACCCGGCAGAUGUCCUUUGACCUCACCAAGCUGCUGGUCACCGAGGACUGGUUCAGCGACAUUAGUCCCCAGACCAUGAGAAGACUGCUGAACAUUGUUUCUGUGACAGGGCGGUUACUGAGAGCCAACCAGAUUAGUUUCAACUGGGACAGACUUGCUAGCUGGAUCAACCUGACAGAGCAGUGGCCGUACCGAACUUCCUGGCUCAUAUUAUAUUUGGAAGAAACCGAGGGUGUGCCCGAUCAGAUGACUCUGAAAACCAUCUAUGAGAGAAUAUCAAAGAAUAUUCCAACAACUAAAGAUGUGGAGCCGCUCCUUGAAAUCGAUGGAGAUAUAAGAAAUUUUGAAGUGUUUUUGUCUUCGAGGACGCCGGUUCUUGUGGCGCGAGAUGUAAAAACCUUUUUGCCGUGCACGGUAAACCUAGAUCCCAAACUACGGGAAAUUAUCGCAGACGUCCGCGCGGCCAGAGAGCAGAUCAACAUAGGGGGGCUCGCGUACCCCCCGCUCCCCCUCCACGAAGCUGCGGCGCGGGCGCCCUCGGGGUACAGCCAGCCCCCCUCCGUGUGCUCUUCCGCCUCCUUCAACGGGCCCUUUGCAGGCGGGGUCGUGUCGCCGCAGCCCCACAGCAGCUACUACAGCGGCAUGACGGGCCCCCAGCACCCCUUCUACAACAGGCCAUUCUUUGCCCCAUACCUUUACACGCCAAGGUAUUGCCCUGGCGGUUCCCAACAUCUCAUCUCACGCUCAUCAGUAAAAGCGAAUUUGCCCAGAGAUCAGAACAAUGGCCUAGGGUCAGGCCCAGCCUCAGGCCCGGCGAUGUCACUGCACGCAAUGAACGUGGAUGCCGUGUGUGAGAAGCUGAAGCAGAUCGAAGGGCUGGACCAGAGCCUGCUGCCUCAGUACUGCGCCACCAUCAGAAAGGCAAACAUAAACGGCCGUGUAUUAGCUCAGUGUAACAUUGAUGAACUAAAGAAGGAGAUGAAUAUGAACUUCGGAGACUGGCACCUUUUCCGAAGCACGGUACUCGAGAUGCGGACUGCAGAAAACCAGGUGGUGCCAGAAGACCCACGGUUCCUGGGCGAGAACGCGGGUGGCGCCGGCACCCACAGCGAGCCCGCCCGGCGCACCUCGCACACGGAGCUGCCGCACACGGAGCUUUCCAGCCAGGCUCCCUACACACUGAACUUCAGCUUCGAGGAGCUGAACACCCUGGGCCUGGACGAGGGGGCCCCGCGCCACGGGCAUCUGAGCUGGCAGUCACAAACUCGCAGAACUCCAAGUCUUUCGAGUCUCAACUCCCAGGACUCCAGUAUCGAGAUUUCGAAGCUCACUGACAAGGUGCAGGCUGAGUAUAGAGAUGCCUACCGAGAGUACAUCGCUCAGAUGUCCCAGCUGGAGGGGGGCCCGGGGUCCGCCACGCUGAGCGGCAGGUCGUCCCCCCAUAGCACGUACUACCUGGGCCAGAGCUCCUCGGGCGGCUCCAUCCACUCUAACCUCGAGCAAGACAAGGGGAAGGAGAGCGAGCCAAAGCAGGAGGACGGGAGGAAGGCGUUCCUGAUGAAGAGGGGCGACGUCCUGGACCACUCCUCCUCGGGGGUGUCCACCAGCGACGCCUCGCCCCUGGACCCCAUCACGGAGGAGGACGAGAAGUCCGACCAGGCGGCCAGUAAGCUGCUCCCGGGCAGGAAGCCCUCCGAGCGGCCCAGUCUCUUCCAGACCGAUCUGAAGCUCAAGGGCAGCGGGCUGCGCUACCAGAAGCUGCCGAGCGACGAAGACGAGUCCGGGCCGGAGGAGUCGGACAAGACCCCGCUGCUCCGGGACGACAAGGAGGGGGUCGUGGCGGGCAAGGCGGAGCGCGCGGCCAAGUCGCCGGAGCACAGCGCCGAGCCCAUCCGCACCUUCAUCAAGGCGAAGGAGUACUUGUCGGACGCCCUGCUGGACAAGAAGGACUCGUCCGACUCGGGCGUGCGGUCCAGCGAGAGCUCCCCCAGCCACUCUCUGCACAACGAAGCGGCCGACGAGGCUCAGCUGGAGAAGGCGAACCUCAUCGAGCUGGAGGACGGCUGCCGCGGCGCGGCUCGCGGGCUGCCGCACAGCCUGAGCGGGCUGCCGGAGCCCGCCCUGGCCCGCAUGUCCAUCUGCUCGGAAGACAAGAAGAGCCCUUCCGAGUGCAGCCUGCUGGCCAGCAGCCCAGAAGAGAGCUGGCCCGCGUGCCAGAAGGCCUACAACCUGAACCGCACCCCCAGCACCAUGACCCUCAACAACAACAGCGCCCCGGCCAACAGAGCCAACCAGAAUUUCGAUGAAAUGGAGGGGAUGCGGGAGACCCCUCAGGUCAUCUUGAGGCCCAGUUCCGGCCCCAGCCCCACUGCCGUGCAGAAUGAAAACCUAAAGAGCUUGACGCACAAGCGCAGCCAGCGUUCCAGCUACGCGAGGCUCUCCAAGGAGUCCUCGGAGCUGCACGCGGGCGCCUCUUCCGAGAGCACAGGCUUCGGAGAGGAACGAGAGAGCAUCCUCUAGGAGGGCGGCAGCAGUGGGCCCCUCACCUCCCGAGCGUCGCCCUGCGUCUCCAUGCGCAGCACUUCCCCCGUAGUACCCGUUCACCCCAGAUGACGCGCGCUAGGGCUUUGGUGAAGGGACCUGCGCAGUGCAGGAGUGGCAGUGAGGUCCUACGAGAGCCGCCCACCUCCCUGCGCUCCCUGGACCUCCCUGACCCCCAGCCCCUGCAGCGGAGAUGAGACGGAUCGGACGUGCUGCGCCAUCCGCCCAGAAAAGCAGCCGCCAGGCACCCGUUUUGUAGAGCACGCGAUUGGUCAUUGGUGGAAGCCAGGGCGUGGAGCAAGGGGAGGGGUUUACUCUAGGGCGGAAUUCGCAGGUUCUGCUGCAGCCCAGAACCUAGAGGCGCGCGCGCUCGCUCAAUGGAGAACCAGUGUUGUAGGUAACAGACACAUUGCUUACAAAGAGGUUUUAAUUUUAAGUAAGGAAUGGGCAAAGUGUUUUUAAAGCCGGAUAAGGAAGUGAGUCCGCAGUACCGGAGGUGGGUGCCCGGGCCCCAGGAGCUGUCAGGGGGGCAGGUGGAUUCUCUUCCCUGCCAGUCCCAGCCUGGCCUCCCGGUGCCCGGCGAGCCUCCCGGUGCCUCCUGCAACCUUCCCCGGGGUGCUCAGCUCUGCCCCGUGAGUUUCGCCUCGAGGAGUCCAGGAGACGGUGCCAUGCUAAUGGGCGCUAAUGCUCGUGGGCCUGGGUGACUGAGGCCAUUCUGUCCCAAAGGUCGGGAGCACUGGUGAGUGACAAGGAAAUCGUUAGGAAAAGUCCGAAUCUUUGCCUUCCCUGCCCGCUUGUCUUCUGUCUCUCCUGGGUCAGCACGUUCAUGCCGGGGGAGGAGCCUACGGAUCGAAAUGCUUUCUAAAAAGGGUUGUAAACAUGAAACAAAGCAAGAGUAGCAACAAGAUCAAACUGACACAACCACGACUUUGUGUAGCAUUCGUUUGUUUAGCAUUAGCAGAGUUAAGAUGAUCACAUUCAGUAGCGUGAGGGCCGGAAGGUUCCCGGCCGUCGCGCACUGAUGAUUGUUGUCGUUUUAGUGUAGCUCGUGCGCGCGGAGUGGACGCCGGCAGUGUGUGCUGGGCCCCCGUAGUGCAGCGGUGACCUCGCCACGGCGCGGUACCUGGGGUUAGCGCUCCGUGUCCACGUCCGUGUCCGUGUCCGUGUCCGUCCCGUGAUGGAUUUCUGGUGGUGUGCUGAUUAAAUUACUUGCUUGGCCAGCCACUGUGGGUGUUUCAUUGUCUGCAUGUUUGAGUGGAAUUUAGCAUUUUAAUAAUAUGUUUAUUUUGCACGAUUUUCAACAAAUGUUUAAUUUAAAAAGGCAGUAUGUUAUACAUGGAAGUGUUAGCAUUUUAAUAUUUAUAGUGUUCAUUAGUUUGCAGUAUUGUGUAAUUACUGACUCUCAAAGGCAAUAUUUAGUUCCUUUUCAGGUGUGUGGUUGCAGGGUGAUGUCAUUGGAGAGUACAGUCUUUAUACUGUUUGUGAAAUUAAUACUGAAUCAUUACGUGUACAAACAGACUUAGGAAAUAAUAAAAAAAUGCAUGCUAUGCUGACUCAUGGAUUUUUAUUUACUACCGCG
Molecule: messenger RNA, 7035 nt
Organism: Lepus europaeus (European hare)
Lineage: Eukaryota; Metazoa; Chordata; Mammalia; Lagomorpha; Leporidae
Gene: KIDINS220
Product: kinase D interacting substrate 220
Exons: 29
Coding region: 174-5435 (1753 amino acids)
Molecular function (GO): protein binding
Source: RefSeq, a predicted model, not a curated record